AUGGGAAAGGCAAGUAGGUGGAUGAUAAGUUUCUUGCUAGGGAAAAAGGAGGAGAAAGAAAAGAAGAAAAAAAACAUUUCUUUCUAUGAGGAUAAUGUGAAAACCCCAAAUGCAAGUUUACCAUCUGCUCCUACUACUUACAAGAGGAGAUGGAGUUUUGGGAAAUCAUCAAGCAAAGAGAAAGUUCAUAAAAGUUCAACAUCUCUCGACUCAAUCAUCCCUCUCAUAGCUCAACAUGCAUCAUCAUCAUUGGAAUGGGAAAAUCAGCUAAGUAAAAAGACCAAGACAAUAGCAACACCACCACAAUCUAUAAAAAGACUUGUGGCAUCAGAACAUAUAAUAGAUAGAAUAAGCAAAUCAGCUGAAGAUGCGGCUGCCACCAGAAUCCAAGCUGCUUUUCGAUCUCAUCUGGCAAGAAAAGCACUAUGUGCUUUGAGGGGAUUAGUGAAGUUACAAGCACUGGCAAGGGGUCACUUGGUGAGGAAACAAACAACGGCUACUCUCCGGCAAAUGCAUGCACUGAUGGCAAUACAAGUUAGGGCCCGGUUUCAGAGAAUUCAGAUGGUUGAAGAAUUAUCACAGCUUGUUGCAAGAAGCCAAUCAUCCAGGCAUGGAAAUUUCUCUCAUGAUAAUGAACUAAGAGAAGCAUACAGAGAAACUAUCGACCUAAAUAUUUAUGAAACGAAAAGACAUUUAAAGGAGAAACAUCGAUAUUUUAAUCAUUCACAUAUAGAUAAAAGAGGGCACAGCAGGCCCCAGAAAUACUACUCCAGCGAACUCAUCUCAAACAGAGAGAAGCAAUACGAUGAGUUUUCCUUCCCAACAGCACCAAGUAGUCCCCAAAUCCAUUCCCCAACUUCAAAGGCAAUCCCAGGAAGAGCCUCUUUCACCUAUCAGAAACCAGAUUACAUGCAACCUAUUUCUCAUCCAAACUACAUGGCCAACACAGAAUCUUCAAGAGCUAAAGUCAGGUCACAGAGUGAACCUAAACAGAGACCAAAUUGGAAUAUCAAACCAAAAAGCAAGCAAGCAGCUUCAAUGGAUGGAAGGAAUCGCCAGCUAGAUGCUCAGAUACAAGGCUCAUCCACUUACUCGACACCCAUUGCUCAUGAGAAUGAAGACCCCUGGUUCGUCAAGCUUUAUCAAUCAACCAGAUCAAAGGAUGGUGACUGUGAUGUUAAGAGCCCAGCUAGCUCUAGUUAUUCAAAUUACAGCAAACUUCUUGUUGCAUACGAGCCACAUUUGAAUCUGUACUAA
Jatropha curcas is the source of this 1257-nucleotide messenger RNA. The record is from RefSeq and is a predicted model, not a curated record. NCBI's taxonomy places the organism in Eukaryota, Viridiplantae, Streptophyta, Magnoliopsida, Malpighiales, Euphorbiaceae.